This is a messenger RNA of Gigantopelta aegis, 1417 nucleotides long. RefSeq lists its product as uncharacterized. The transcript is spliced from 2 exons. Bases 512 to 1267 code for a protein of 251 amino acids. The record is from RefSeq and is a predicted model, not a curated record. Lineage: Eukaryota; Metazoa; Mollusca; Gastropoda; Neomphalida; Peltospiridae.
ACAAUAGUGUGACGUCAUAAGAAUGCUUUAAUUAAUCUUACGUCUUUUGCAAACGGGAGUGUGUAUAUUUUUUAGACUAUUUUCGAAGACACGUUCUACUAAGAAAAAGAAAGAAAAAAAAAGAGAAGAAGUUAUUAACAAGACCAAGUUUAUAUUCUAUUUAAAUAGUCUGGUGUGUACCCUACGGGGUAUAUCGGGUAUCUUAAAAUCAAUUUAACGUCGUUAUUUGAGAAACCAGUGGCUCGGAGUCCUAGUUGUGCCAAUGUUUGAUCAAGCAACAGUGGUGACCAGCCAACAUAGCUUUCUGACAUGACACUGCGAUGUUGAACUUAAACUGUUCGUUGGCGAUUUGGUGAUACGACACGUACACAAAUAACUAAGGAACCGAUUCAUUUAAGCAAGUAAUUACCCUUUCCCACACCAAGUUGUGACUCAAAUUUGAAUUUGUUCUUUACGGCUAUUCAGUGUACUAUAGAAUAUUAUACGACGUUGACGAAUAUUCGUAUUAACAAUGUUUCCAACAGUGACAUUCAAGAAAAUGGACAUGCAGUCCCGACUUCAGCGUAAGAAACAGGAUUCGGCCAUGAAGCUGCGCAAGAUAGACAAAACGGCUAAUCGGAUCCUGGACCGCAAGCUUGGAGACAUGGAGACGACGUUCGAGAAGGAGGCGCGAGUCCGCUUCAAGGAGUACAAGAAGUUGCAGUACGAGCUGGCCGAGUCUGACCGCGAGAACGACGGUGUCCUGCACCUCCCACACCUUCUGCAGAUGUCGCCGGAUCUCAGCCCAGACGAGUUCGAGGAGGACAUGAACACGCCGCGUUCAGCCCGGGGGAGUCCAUUCCACAGGGCAGGGACAUCCAGUGCGUGUAAAAACUGCUGUUCGUGCAGAUUCCACUGCUCGCCUCGGAGACACAGGUGUGUUUUCUUUCCGUGCAGCAUCCCUUCCACUUACCACAGCAUCGGGUACAACAUUCAUCCUCCGCCGAAAUCCGUCCUGGAGGAUUACGGUUUCGAGGUGUUUCGUAACUCUGAUGGUGUCCCGAUUUCUAAAAUCUCUGGGCAGGAUGUUGGGGAUGAUGAGGAUGUUGAAGAUGAUGCCCAGCGGAAGUCCCCGAGAUGUACUGUUAAGGAGAGACUGCGAGGUCUCAGACAGCUGGUGAAGGAGAUGAAGGAGCGCAAUGAACGCAACAGACCCAGGGAUUGGGCCGUGAAUUAUGGCCAACCGGUGUCAAGGCGACAGCUUCUGAACCCUGUGAUUCCGGUUUAGGAUAGUUUUUAUGAUGUCUGGACCGUAACAUGUGUCGCCAACCAGUUUCAAGGCGACAGCUUAUAAACUCUGUGAAUUACGGUUUAGGAUAUUUGUUUUUAUAAUGUUAUAUUUCCGUCAUUUCUGGAGAAUAAAAUGCAUCGUCAUGUG